AUGGAAACUGCUUUCCCAGCCCCUCUCCCAGCCGCUCUUCCCUCUCUCACUACCCGCGAGGCUAUCACUGAUACACUUCACCGCGCCGUUCUCGCAUUCGACACAGACGACAAAGCCCUCCUCGAAUCCUCCUUCUUACCUGAUGCAGUCUUCGACCUUGAUGGCCAACUUAUGAAUGGUCUAGAUGAGAUCUGCGCCAAAUCCUUUGAUAUCGUCUCAAAAUUAGACACCACCCACUUUAUCAGCAAUGUUCGUAUCAAUUACGUCGAAGGGGCAUCUACCGCCUCAAUGACCGCCUCUGCGCUCUCUCAGCAUUACCGCCCAAAUACCGGGAAGACACCUGGUGCGACAAACUUUAUGGGUGGCUCUCUAUAUUACCUUGACGUUGUUCGAGGUACAGAUGGAUUGUGGAAGGCUAAGACUUGGAGGAUGAAAGUAAUUUGGACUACUGGAGAUUUCGGAGUUAUGACGGGAAAUUAG
This is a messenger RNA of Penicillium longicatenatum, 480 nucleotides long. RefSeq names its product nuclear transport factor 2 family protein. The transcript has a single exon. Lineage: Eukaryota; Fungi; Ascomycota; Eurotiomycetes; Eurotiales; Aspergillaceae. The record is from RefSeq and is a predicted model, not a curated record. The coding region runs from base 1 to 480 and encodes 159 amino acids.